GACCAUGACCCUGUGGCACGGGUGCCUCUCUCGGUGUGUCUGGCCUUGGUGGCGUGCGCCUGCUUCCCUACUGUUUCCAUUCAUCCAAAAAUCCUGCCAAGAUGUCUAAACCGCUGUCCGACUAUGACAGGAGGAAACAGAUUUCAGUGCGGGGCCUUGCUGGCGUUGAAAAUGUUGCUGAAUUGAAGCAAAACUUCAACAGGCAUCUCCACUUCACAAUGGUCAAGGACAGGAAUGUGGCGGGAGUGAGAGAUUACUACUUUGCUCUUGCCCACACUGUGCGGGAACACUUGAUUGGCAGGUGGAUCAGAACCCAGCAGCACUACUAUGAGAAAGAUCCAAAACGUGUGUACUACAUCUCUCUAGAGUUCUACAUGGGCCGCAGCCUUCAAAAUACCAUGGUCAACCUUGCUUUGGAGAAUGCCUGUGAUGAGGCCAUGUACCAAUUGGGUCUGGAUAUGGAGGAACUGGAGGACAUGGAGGAAGAUGCCGGUUUGGGCAAUGGUGGACUUGGCCGCCUCGCAGCCUGCUUCUUGGACUCCAUGGCUUCACUGGGUCUGGCAGCCUACGGUUAUGGUAUUCGCUAUGAGUUUGGCAUCUUCAAUCAGAAAAUUGUCAACGGCUGGCAGGUUGAGGAGGCUGAUGACUGGCUGCGCUAUGGCAACCCCUGGGAGAAGGCCCGCCCCGAGUACACACGUCCAGUACAUUUCUAUGGCAGAACAGAUCAUCGCCCAGAUGGUGUCCAAUGGGUUGACACUCAGGUGGUUUUGGCUCUGCCGUAUGACACCCCUGUCCCUGGCUACAGAAACAAUGUUGUCAACACCAUGAGGCUGUGGUCUGCUAAGGCACCCUGCGAGUUCAACCUUAAAGACUUCAACAUCGGUGGCUACAUUCAGGCUGUUCUGGACAGAAAUGUGGCCGAGAACAUCUCCCGUGUACUUUAUCCUAACGACAAUUUCUUUGAGGGAAAGGAGUUGCGUCUGAAGCAAGAGUACUUUGUGGUGUCUGCCACCCUGCAAGACAUUAUCCGCCGUUUCAAAGUCUCUAAGUUUGGCUCCAGGGAGAUUGCCCGUACAGACUUCAGCAAACUGCCAGACAAGGUUGCAAUCCAGCUGAAUGACACCCACCCCGCUUUGGCCAUUCCAGAGCUGAUGAGGGUUCUGGUGGAUGUGGAGAAACUGGAAUGGGAUAUGGCCUGGGACAUCUGUGUGCGCACUUGUGCCUACACAAAUCACACGGUGCUUCCUGAAGCUUUGGAGCGGUGGCCUGUUGACCUGUUUGCUCACCUGCUGCCUCGUCACUUGGAAAUUGUCUAUGAGAUCAACCGGCGCCACCUGGAGAAAGUUGCUGCUAAAUUCCCUAAUGAUAAUGAUCGCUUGCGGAGAAUGUCCCUCAUUGAGGAAGGUGGACAGAAGAGGAUCAAUAUGGCCCACCUGUGCAUUGUAGGUUCUCAUGCUGUCAACGGCGUGGCCCAGAUCCACUCUGACAUCCUUAAAGACACUGUUUUCAAGGACUUCUAUGAAAUGGAGCCACAUAAGUUCCAGAAUAAAACCAACGGCAUCACACCUCGCCGCUGGCUGGUUAUGUGCAACCCGGGCCUGGCUGAGGUCAUUGCUGAGAGAAUUGGCGAGGACUUUAUCCGUGACCUCGACCAGCUGAGAAGUCUGACCAGGUUUGUGAAUGAUGAAGCCUUCAUCCGUGACAUUGCUAAAGUGAAGCAGGAAAACAAGCUGAAGUUUGCCAUGCACUUGGAGGAGCACUACAAAGUGAAGAUCAACCCCAACUCCAUGUUCGACAUUCAAGUUAAAAGAAUCCACGAGUACAAGAGGCAGCUGCUCAACUGUCUGCACAUCAUCACCUAUUACAACCGUAUCAAGAAAGAGCCAAACAAGCAGUGGACCCCAAGAACAGUCAUGAUUGGAGGAAAAGCCGCUCCUGGAUACCACACAGCCAAGAUGAUUAUUCGGCUGAUCACAGCCAUUGGCGAGGUGGUAAACAAUGACCCUGUGGUUGGGGAACGUCUCAAAGUCAUCUUUUUGGAAAACUACAGAGUCACGCUGGCUGAGAAAGCGAUCCCAGCAGCUGACCUGUCAGAACAGAUCUCCACAGCUGGCACUGAGGCCUCUGGCACCGGCAACAUGAAAUUCAUGUUGAACGGCUCUCUAACCAUCGGCACGAUGGAUGGAGCCAACGUUGAGAUGGCUGAGGAGGCUGGCGAGGACAACCUGUUCAUCUUUGGCAUGAGGGUGGAAGACGUUGAUGCACUUGACAAGAAAGGAUACCAUGCUGAAGAGUACUACAACCGUCUGCCAGAGCUGAAACAGGCUAUUGACCAGAUUUCUGGAGGAUACUUUAACCCAAAGCAGCCUGACCUAUUUAAAGAAAUUGUCAACAUGUUGAUGCAUCACGACAGAUUUAAGGUGUUUGCUGACUAUGAAGACUAUAUUAAAUGUCAGGAGAAAGUCAAUGAACUUUACAAGAACCCCAAGGAAUGGACCAAGAAGGUGAUCUACAACAUUGCCGGAUGUGGCAAGUUCUCCAGCGAUCGCACCAUUUCCCAGUAUGCUCGCGAGAUCUGGGGCAUGGAGCCCACACUGGAGAAACUGCCUGCCCCUGACGACAAGCAGUGAAGAGUGGCGUUAACAUCCCGCAACCCCAACCCUUGCCACCGGUCACCUCAGAUACAUUUACAACCUACAUGAUACUGUGGGUUCUCAUGCAAAAUUGUUGGUAUGGUUCUGUUUACAUCCACAAUACCUGCUUAUACACUAAUAAGUUUACACGAUUCGUUACUGACAGAAGAGCUUUAUGGUGGAUUUACUGGUGAUUUUUUUUUAAUCUAAAAAGUGUAUGUACUCUCAGAUCCAUUCUGAAUAAAUUUGAUUCCUGAGUACCAUA
This is a messenger RNA of Thalassophryne amazonica, 2898 nucleotides long. RefSeq names its product glycogen phosphorylase, muscle form. Gene Ontology annotation, cellular component: cytoplasm. The transcript has 20 exons. The coding region runs from base 102 to 2630 and encodes 842 amino acids. The record is from RefSeq and is a predicted model, not a curated record. Gene Ontology annotation, molecular function: pyridoxal phosphate binding; glycogen phosphorylase activity. NCBI's taxonomy places the organism in Eukaryota, Metazoa, Chordata, Actinopteri, Batrachoidiformes, Batrachoididae. Gene Ontology annotation, biological process: glycogen catabolic process.